Molecule: messenger RNA, 2339 nt
Organism: Artibeus jamaicensis (Jamaican fruit-eating bat)
Lineage: Eukaryota; Metazoa; Chordata; Mammalia; Chiroptera; Phyllostomidae
Gene: TMEM38A
Product: transmembrane protein 38A
Exons: 6
Coding region: 63-974 (303 amino acids)
Biological process (GO): potassium ion transmembrane transport
Cellular component (GO): membrane
Molecular function (GO): potassium channel activity; identical protein binding
Source: RefSeq, a predicted model, not a curated record
CGCCGAGCGGCGGGCAGCGGGACGCUCGGGGCUGGGGGCUGGGGUGGGACCGGGCGCACGCCAUGGAGCUGCUGUCCGCUCUGAGCCUGGGAGAGCUGGCGCUCAGCUUCUCUCGAGUGCCGUUGUUCCCUGUCUUCGACCUCAGCUACUUCAUAGUCUCCAUCCUCUACCUCAAGUAUGAGCCAGGAGCAGUGGAGCUGUCCCGGCGCCACCCCACGGCGUCCUGGCUGUGCGCCAUGCUGCACUGCUUCGGGAGUUACAUCCUGGCCGAUCUGCUCCUCGGGGAGCCCCUGAUCGACUACUUCAGCAACAACUCCAGCGUCCUGCUGGCCUCAGCCGUCUGGUACCUGAUUUUCUUCUGCCCCAUGGACCUCUUUUACAAGUGUGUCUGCUUCCUGCCUGUGAAACUCAUCUUUGUGGCCAUGAAGGAAGUGGUGAGAGUGCGCAAGAUCGCUGUGGGCAUCCACCACGCACAUCACCACUACCACCACGGGUGGUUCGUCAUGAUCGCCACUGGCUGGGUCAAGGGCUCUGGAGUCGCCCUCAUGUCCAACUUCGAGCAGCUGCUCCGGGGGGUCUGGAAGCCAGAGACCAAUGAGAUCUUGCACAUGUCCUUCCCCACCAAGGCCAGCCUGUACGGAGCUGUACUCUUCACCCUCCAGCAGACCCGCUGGCUUCCAGUGUCCAAAGCCAGUCUCAUCUUUAUCUUCACCAUGUUCAUGGUGUCCUGUAAGGUGUUCCUGACAGCCACUCACUCCCACAGUUCCCCUUUUGAUGUUCUGGAAGGUUACAUCUGUCCUGUGCUGUUUGGGACAGCCUUGGGGGGUGACCAUCACCAUGACAACCACGGUGGGGCCCAUGGAGGGUCCCACGGUGGCAGUGGGCCCGGCUCCCUGCACUCAGCCAUGGCCACCAAGUCCAAGGAGGAGCUGAGCGAGGGCUCCAGGAAGAAGAAGACCAAGAAGGCAGAUUAGGAGGUGGCCCAGCGGGCCUGUUGGGUGCUAGGGAGAAGACCUGGACCCAAAACCCUCAGAGUCAGGAGUAGAGAGGUGUCCUGGGCUCAGUUGUCCCCUCUUGAGGCUUCAACUUCCCCAUCUGUGAACUGGGGCCAUUAGCCUACCCUCCGCCCCUGAUGUGAGGGGUUAGAUGAGAUAUGGGGGUAAAGGACAUUUGUAGGAAUGGGGGUCCCUCUCUGCAGAACCCCUGUAGAGUCACAGAUUUUUUGGGGGGUGCACAGAAUCCUGGCAGUGUCUCUAGCCAGAUACACUGCCAGUUAUAUUCUUGGUUCUAUUAUUUCCUCUCUAAAAUUAUGUUUUGACUCUAAAUUUCAAGCAGCAUUGAGACUCAUUCAUUUGUUGGAUGAUUCCUAAGUGACUCCUGCGAGGCAGCUGCUGAGAUUUUCACGUCUCCUUGCCAACUCCUCCUGGGUAUGCAGGGGCAAGGUGCCUCCCCGUCGAAGCUUUGUGUUUCCCACCUGUGUGAUGGGGUCCCCUGGCCCUCCUCUGUACACAAGGGCUGACGUGAGGCCGGACACGAACCUGCCUCACAAGCGCAGAAGCACUGCGCAGUCGGGAGAAGAGUCUGUGAUGGGUGUUCACUGUGCUUGAGAACAGCUUUGUGUUUUAGAUCAUUUGUGUUUGUGGACUGGAGACCCUCGUGUUACCUGGUGUGAAGGAGGCCUUCCGUAGACACAUCUAGGCCAGACUUGAGAGCUUGGGGGGUGGGAAAGGCUUGUUCUGAUCCUUGGCUUUGGGCCACCCCUAAUCCAAAGAAGUGCAGCUGGGUGGGUGGGGGUUCCAAGGUCCAGCUUUGGCUGGGGCUCCAGGCACUUGCCGUUGGACCCUGGAAGCAUCAGGCCUUCCUCGUGCCAGCGUUCUUCAUUGCCACUCAUUCAACAACCGUGUUGCCGCCUACUCUGCCAAGCCUUGUGCUACUGCUGGGAAGGUUAGGGACUUGCUUCUGGGUGAGUGAGGGGGUUGGCAGAUGAAGGCCCCUCCCAGCUACCUUCAUCUCAUCCUAGGUCACCAGGAUGGCUGGGAGGGGUGGGUGAGUUGAGUAUGGCCUGUUUCAGGUGGGGUUGGGCCCAGACCAGGCCUCCAAGAGGCUGCCUUCUGCAUAUCAGUGCGCAGGGGGCACUCAGGGCAGUAGUCCGCAGCUGCUUCGAGAUUGGCUUGGGGUUAUUGGGGUCCCAGGUGUUGCCCAGCUGCUGGGAAAGUGCCUUGAUCUGGUGACACCUGGGAGCUGGGGGGCCCUGAAGCUGUAAGGCCCUGAAUUCAUCCUCUUGCAUGUCCACCAAGGCUCAGCAUGAAGGUUCAGAAAAUAUAUCUGUUGUGAGAGAA